CAAUAUGUCAGAACCCUGCUACUAGAGCCUGGAUGUGGCUCUGAGUUUCAGGGUCACUGACAUUGAUAAGACACCUGCGUCCCAGGACUCGGAGGAGAAACGGCUGAUGGACUUGGCGGGGAAUUUGCGCGGGGUUUUACUGAGCGGGAAGAGACUGUUCAAAUGAGGGGGAGGGUAUAUAAAGGAGGGUUGGCCGGAGCCUCCCAUUCUUGGCUUUUCUGAUGUUCACGUUUCCUACAGUAAAAGUUCCUGGUGAUACCACAAAGAGUCUCGUGUGUUCAUUCAGGAGCGGCUGUGGUGAGCUGACACUAAGCCAAGAAUACGGACACCAUCCCGCUGUAGCGGUGAGGUGUAACAUGCAAGUGGAGGAUGAAGAGCUCUUGGGCGCCGGAGGAGGAAGGUCAGAAAGGGCCACUCCCGAGACGGACGCUGAGUUCCACCAGCUGGCGGCCCUGGCGUCAUCCACCGCUUAUGCCCAGCCAAAUGGGGUAACCCAGAGGCGCGGAGGGGUGCGGGGAGAUAGCACCGGAGGAGAGGAAGGUUCACCUUCCCCAGGCCCGCAAAAGAUGGUGUUUCUGGAGGAGAGGAUGUCGGCGAUGGAGACCACCCUGGCAGUGAUGUCGAGGGCGAUGGAGCGCCUGGCGGUUUUGGCGGAGCCGGAGCGAGGAAGGGAACUCCGGGCUAGCUCAAUGUGGGACGUGAGCAUGGGAAGCAGCCAGGGCUUUGCAGACCUCCCAGCACCGAAGGGAAGGGAAAUGCGAAAGGAGCCCGGUGCCCGGCCCAAGAUCCAAACGAGCCUGACGCGGGUGGAGGAGAGUGACGACGAAGGGGAAAAGCCUCCGAGAAUCCCGGCUACGCUCCCAACUGAGACCCUGGUGCCCCUGGCGAAUGCCGGGCGUGGCACAGGACAAAGGGAAGCAGCAGCGGGGCCCACUGGCCCGCAAGGGGGCUUGCGACGGGCGGAGGAUUGGGGAUUGCCACCACAGGGACCCCUACCGAGACGAGAGGAACUAAGGAUCGAGUUUGGGGGAGAGUCCUCUGAACUGGAUUUUUUCCUGACCACGGUGAGGGGCUAUAUGGAGGACAAUGCCCACACUUUUAGAACGGAAUCCAGCCGGGUACGGGCCAUUGGUGCAGUGUUGAAGAGGGGAGCGGCCAGCUGGUACGUUCAACUACAUGCGCGGCGCGACCCAUGUCUGGGGUCACUCCGACGCUUUAUGGGGGCCCUGGAGACCCGUUUCCGAGACCCACUGGAGCAGAUCCGGGCGAGGGAGGAGUUGAAGACCGUCUCCCAGGGGCAGAGGUCGGUAUCUGAGUAUGCGGAGGAGUUCCAAUGCCUCGCUGAAAAGGUGCCGGAAUGGUCUGCAGUGACAAAGAUAGAACUCUUCAAAGAGGGGCUCAGGCGGGAGAUCCUCUCCUGGGCGGUGCAUCGUGAUGAGCCUGACACACUGCGCGGAUGGAUUCAGCUGGCGGGGCGCAUCGAGACAUCGCUGGCCCAGGCGAGGAGGCACCGAGGAGGGCUACAGCAGCGGCCGCAGAUGAAAGAGGGGAGCCGGAAGGAGGGAUCAACCCCAGCCGGGAGGAGAACGGAGCCGACAGGGAACGUGAGCACCAGCAGGAGGGGCUGCUUCGUGUGCGGCCGUUUGGGCCACAGGGCUGCCGAGUGCUGGCAGAGAAAAGGGGAAGGCGGAGGCCCGCCCAAACCAAGAGCCGUGGCAGGGAAACGCGCCGAGGAAGAACCACCGAUGAGGCACCACUCGGGGGGGUUGGACGAAGGGGAGGAGGACGCCAUGUCAGAACCCUGCUACUAGAGCCUGGAUGUGGCUCUGAGUUUCAGGGUCACUGACAUUGAUAAGACACCUGCGUCCCAGGACUCGGAGGAGAAACGGCUGAUGGACUUGGCGGGGAAUUUGCGCGGGGUUUUACUGAGCGGGAAGAGACUGUUCAAAUGAGGGGGAGGGUAUAUAAAGGAGGGUUGGCCGGAGCCUCCCAUUCUUGGCUUUUCUGAUGUUCACGUUUCCUACAGUAAAAGUUCCUGGUGAUACCACAAAGAGUCUCGUGUGUUCAUUCAGGAGCGGCUGUGGUGAGCUGAC
Messenger RNA from Anolis carolinensis (green anole), 2093 nucleotides. RefSeq lists its product as uncharacterized. The record is from RefSeq and is a predicted model, not a curated record. Gene Ontology annotation, molecular function: nucleic acid binding; zinc ion binding. Lineage: Eukaryota; Metazoa; Chordata; Lepidosauria; Squamata; Anolidae. The coding region runs from base 222 to 1811 and encodes 529 amino acids. The transcript has 2 exons.